GCCAAAGCACCAGAUGUCCUGCGAUGACAUCGAGGUGCUCUCCACCGGGACGCCCCUGCAGCAGGAGAGCCCCGAGCUGUACCGAAAGGGCACGACCCCUUCCGAUCUGACCCCCGACGACAGUCCCCUGCAGAGCUUCCCCGCCAGCCCCACAUCGACCCCUCCGCCAGCUCCUGCCUCCAGGACCAAGAUGGCCCACUUCUCCAGGCAGGUCUCCGUGGAUGAGGAGCGAAGCGGGGACAUCCAGAUGCUCCUGGAGGGCCGCGGAGGGGACUAUGUCCGCAACAGCUGGGGCGAGGAGAAGGCUGGGGCCUCUAGGGGUGUCCGCAGCGGUGCCCUACGCAGCGGCCAGCCCACUGAGGACUUCCGCACCCGGGGCUCAGGCCACAAGCAGCCUGGGAACCCCAAGCCCCGGGAGCGGCGGACGGAGUCCCCAACCACGGUCUCGUGGACUUCUCACCACCGGGCAGGCAAUCCCUGUUCUGGGGGCCCCAAGCUGCUAGAGCCAGACGAGGAGCGGCUAAGCAACUACAAGCUAGAGAUGAAGCCCUUACUAAGGAUGGACGCCUGUCCACAGGACACCCACCCACAGAGACGGCGUCACAGUCGGGGUGCUGGGGGAGACCGGGCCUUCGGGCUACAGAGACUGAGGUCCAAGUCCCAGAACAAGGAGAACCUCAGGCCAGCCUGCUCUGCAGAACCCACGGUGCAGAAACUGGAGAGCCUGCGGCUGGGGGACCGGCCCGAGCCCCGCCUGCUGCGUUGGGACCUGACCUUCUCCCCACCCCAGAAGUCCCUGCCUGUUGCACUCGAGUCUGAUGAGGAGACUGGGGACGAGCUCAAAUCCAGCACAGGCUCAGCUCCCAUCUUGGUCGUCAUGGUGAUCCUGCUCAACAUUGGAGUCGCCAUUUUGUUUAUUAACUUUUUCAUCUGACACGAUUGUUGUGACCACGGAAGCGAUGAUGUACAAAAGGGACGUUAAAAGCAAAACACGAAGGGGAAUCCUGACUCGGACAGCCCCACGACUCCUGGCCUUCCACAGAAGAACAUGAUUGGGUAUCAAUCACAGUUUGCCUUUUUUUCUGGGUAAUGUUUUUUUGAAUUUUAGCCAAAAUUCUUUGCUUGUAUAACAUGAUGCUGCGUGGCAUGGUAGGAGGAGGCCGGCAUGCCACCCCUCCAGCUUGGUAUGAACGGGUUCUGGCAAGCCAGCAGCCAAAAGAUUGGGACCU
Apodemus sylvaticus (European woodmouse) is the source of this 1229-nucleotide messenger RNA. RefSeq names its product junctophilin-3-like. Bases 14 to 934 code for a protein of 306 amino acids. The transcript is spliced from 2 exons. The record is from RefSeq and is a predicted model, not a curated record. Gene Ontology annotation, biological process: regulation of synaptic plasticity. Gene Ontology annotation, cellular component: plasma membrane; endoplasmic reticulum membrane; junctional membrane complex. NCBI's taxonomy places the organism in Eukaryota, Metazoa, Chordata, Mammalia, Rodentia, Muridae.